AAAGUAUCACUCAAUAGCAACACUUGUCGUAUGUGUGAAGACACCAAACACAACAAUGGUCACAGUUUGUUUCAAACAAAAAAGCACUUUGAUCAAGUGCUUAAUUUUCCUAGUGUCCGUCCUUAUCAUGAUUUUAGUCGGAUUGGCUAUAGUUUUGGUGAAGCGCAACGAAGAUCACCACGUGUGCAAGUCGGAUCACUGCAUCAAACUUUCGGCCGAACUUUUACGCUCCUUGGACCAGUCCAGACACCCCUGUGAUGACUUCUACGCUUUCACAUGCGGAGGACUUUCGCGAAAUCGUAAGGAAAUUCCUCCGGCUUCAACGAAAGAAGUGCUGAAUUUUAUGGUGGGAGAAAUGGUCCAAAGCACCGACUCGAAGCCUUUCAUUAUGGAAAAAUCGUUUUAUUUAGCUUGUAGUAACUUGGCUGGGAUUGAGUUGGACGACGACGAGUGGUUGCUGGACCAAUUUUUUAGUCUGGGAGAUUGGCCGGUUCUGCGUGGGUCUAACUGGGACGGUUCGUACUUCGAGUGGACGGAAAUCGUCAAAAAGAGUCGCAGAUUAGGCAUGAAAAUCGACUGGUUUGUAGAUUUUAGUAUCUAUGAGGACGUUAACGACACGAGAGUCAAUGUCUUGAAGAUUGAUAUACCAGCUCUGACGCAGCUCAAAGAAUCGGAAGUUUUCCCCAGACAGAAACUGCUCACCAAAAUUGCGGUCACUUUGGGCGCCCCGGAAAAACUCGCUCAUUAUGAAACGGGGAGAACCAUCGAGUUUGAAAAGGAAUUGAGAAUGCUUGCACAUGUAUACAGAAGCAGGAAAACACAUAUGAACGCAAAUACUCUCCCGAAAAUCCCAAUCAGUGAAGUCCAGAAGCUUUGCCCCCACAUUUCCUGGCUGGACUUGAUCAAUGCUGUGACCGGAGUCAACAUGCAGGAAACCGACGUUGUGAUUUUUGACGAAAUGGUCGACUACAUCAAAGACUUGAACAAAUUGAUUUACGGGACUCCAAAGAGGAUUGUUGCGGACUACAUGAUGUGGAAAGUGGUCGAAGAAAACUGGCAGUUUCUCACGCAACCGGUCCGCCAGAAGUUCGAAGAAUACUACGAAGAACAGCACCAGAUCCAACCGGAACUUGACCGUCAAAAGUUUUGCAUAAAUGCUAGUAGAAAACAGUUUCCAUUGAUUGUCGAGUCCGAGUAUAUUCGUCGUCAUGUGACCCUCCAAAAAAGACAAUUAGUCAAGGAAAUGUUAAUUAAUAUUCAGCGCAACUACCGGCGAUUAUUACAUUCCGCCACUUGGAUGAACCGAAAACGGAGAGAAUUGGCGUUGGGGAAAUUAGACGAGCUGAAGUUUCUAAUCGGAGGACCGCGGGAGGUUUUCGACGAAUUUGGGUUCGCUGAGGAUCUAGGUCUCUAUGAGUUUGUUUUCAAAUCAACCAACAUCAUUGAUAUGCUCAACCAGAGAAAACUCCGAUUCUACGACCACUAUUUCAGUUCGGUUAACAAGGCCGUUACGAACCGGACGCAGAAAUUCUACGAGAAAGUUAUCAAUAUAAAUAGAUUUACGGUAAUAAAUGACGACACACUAGUAAUACCAGCCGCGUUAUUAAAGGACAACUUUUACGACCCGAACCUUCCGAAUAAUUUCAAUUACGCCACAUUGGGGAAGUCGCUAGCCCACAAAAUAUUCGAGCAUAUUUUCGAGCGCAAUAAUGUGACCAUUAUUGACGAGGAGACGCAGAAUUAUAACACGUGGUGGAUUUCGGACGGGUUUGAUCAAGCCGUCAAAUGCCUGAUUCACGAAGCCUCGGAUUUCCACAAUCCGGAAUUAAAGAGGCAGAAAAAAAUGCGUGAAUUAUUGGCACAUUUUGUCUCAACUGAGGUCGCGUACGAGUCGUUCAAGGAACUACUGACGUAUCGACAAGAUUCUCCACAAUCCAAGCUGCAAUCUUUGCAAUACACUCCCGAACAAUUAUUCUGGAUACACACGAGUAAAUUACACUGUAACAAAAUUUACUCCAAAUACGACCGAGACUACUCACGUUUUAAAAUUAUCGCUCCGUUGAGGAAUUCUCGUAAUUUUGCUCGAGACUACAACUGCCAGAUGGGCUCUAAAAUGUAUUCGAAGAAAACGUGUCGGAUUCUGUAAUACUUGUGAUAAUAAAAUUGUGUUAUUUUUUCGA
Tribolium castaneum (red flour beetle) is the source of this 2180-nucleotide messenger RNA. Its product is annotated as neprilysin-2-like. Gene Ontology annotation, molecular function: metalloendopeptidase activity. Gene Ontology annotation, biological process: protein processing. Gene Ontology annotation, cellular component: plasma membrane. The coding region runs from base 56 to 2146 and encodes 696 amino acids. The record is from RefSeq and is a predicted model, not a curated record. Lineage: Eukaryota; Metazoa; Arthropoda; Insecta; Coleoptera; Tenebrionidae. The transcript has 9 exons.